This is a messenger RNA of Lachnellula hyalina, 1056 nucleotides long. It is a transcript of the gene pop3, whose product is annotated as Target of rapamycin complex subunit. Gene Ontology annotation, molecular function: protein binding. Gene Ontology annotation, biological process: regulation of actin cytoskeleton organization; TOR signaling. NCBI's taxonomy places the organism in Eukaryota, Fungi, Ascomycota, Leotiomycetes, Helotiales, Lachnaceae. The transcript is spliced from 4 exons. Gene Ontology annotation, cellular component: TORC2 complex; TORC1 complex. The coding region runs from base 1 to 1056 and encodes 351 amino acids. The record is from RefSeq and is a predicted model, not a curated record.
AUGAGUGUUAUUUUGUGUACAGAGCAAUCCCCUUGCAAGAUGGCGUACAUGCAUGCGGAGGCUGACAAUGGUGCGUGUAUCUUUGUUUCAGCUGGCUAUGAUCACACAAUUCGCUUCUGGGAAGCACUGUCCGGCAUAUGUUCAAGAACAAUCCAGCACUCCGAAUCCCAAGUAAACCGCCUUUGCAUCUCCCCUGAUAAACGGUUCCUUGCUGCUGCCGGGCAUCAUAACGUCAAGCUAUACGACAUCAAGUCAACCAACCCCAAUCCGAUCCUUACCUUCGAAGGCCAUUCGGGCAAUAUCACAGGAGUCGCAUUUCACUGUGAGGGCAAGUGGAUGGUGACAAGCUCGGAAGAUGGUACGGUCAAGAUCUGGGAGACGCGUAGCGGUACCGUGCAACGGAGUUAUACACAUGGGCCACCAGUCACGGAUGUGGUGAUCCACCCUAAUCAAGGAGAGAUCAUCAGCUGCGAUAGAGGAGGCAAUGUGCGAGUUUGGGAUCUGGCUGAGAACAAUUGCUCCCACCAGCUCAUUCCCGAAGAAGAUGUCCCUGUAUCAAGUGUUACUGUAGCUUCGGACGGCACUGCACUCUGCGCUGCGACCAAUUCCGGCAACGUCUAUGUCUGGUAUCUACUUCAAUACCGCGAAAAAACAACCCUCAUCCCCAUAACCCACUUCAAAGCUCACAACUCCUACAUAACCCGCGUCCUCCUCUCCCCCGAUGUCAAGCAUCUCGCAACCUGCAGCGCCGACUGCACCGCCAAGAUCUGGGAAGUCAAAGACCUGGAUGCCCAACUCCCAAAACCAGGCCAAGCGCCAAUUGACAAUGCUGGGAAAGCCGAGCAGCCCUUUGAGCUAGAAAGCACGCUCACGGGACAUCAGAGAUGGGUUUGGGAUUGUGCUUUUAGUGCGGAUUCGGCGUACUUGGUUACGGCGUGUAGUGAUCAUUAUGCGAGGCUUUGGGAGCUGGGAAGCCAGCAGAUUAUUCGGCAGUAUAAUGGCCAUCAUAGAGGUUUGGUCUGUGUUGCGUUGAAUGAUUACUCGGAAGCUAGGUAA